Phragmites australis (common reed) is the source of this 1217-nucleotide messenger RNA. Its product is annotated as guanine nucleotide-binding protein subunit gamma 4-like. NCBI's taxonomy places the organism in Eukaryota, Viridiplantae, Streptophyta, Magnoliopsida, Poales, Poaceae. The transcript is spliced from 6 exons. The record is from RefSeq and is a predicted model, not a curated record. The coding region runs from base 301 to 1143 and encodes 280 amino acids.
CCCCCCCCGCCGAGCCGCGUAGGCCACUGCUGGAUGGUACGUGCGCGCGGGCCGCGCUGCUCUGCGGCGGACCUCGAGGUCAGCUUACGUUAGCGCGCGCGGCAGGGCAGGGCUGGCUGCUGCGCCUCGUGUAGACGCUCCCCGCCGCCCCCACCUGUCCCCCUCCCGCCCCGGCUAGGAAGGCAGCGCUCGGCGCUCGCUCGCCCAGACCCGGUUUAUAAACAGCCGUCGGUCGCCCUCGCCGCUCGCCACCCUUCCCAACCUCACGGUUUACUUUGGCGGUUGAGAAGUUGGCGCGCGAUGGGGGAGGCGCCGAUGCCCAGGUCGCCGCCGAGGUACCCGGACCUGUGCGGCCGCCGGCGGCUGCAGCUGGAGGUGCAGAUCCUCAACCGGGAGGUCGGCUUCCUCGAGCAAGAGAUACAGGGACUCGAACGGAAUCAGCUGGUCUCGAGGUGUUGCAAAGAUGUCAACGAGUUUGUCAGUGCAAAAACGGACCCAUUGAUACCAAUAAACAAAAGGAAACACGGUUCUUGCAGUCUCUAUUGGUGGAUCAGAUCAAAAUUGUGCACCCGCUUUUCAUGCUUGUGCUGCUGGUGCCGCUGCUUGCCAAAACCCAAGGUGCCAAGCUGCUUCAGCUGUUCUUGCUGCCCCUGCCGCGACACGCAGUGCUGUACACCGAGCUACAGCUGCCCAAAGACCCCUUCGUGCUGCAGCCCCGGUCGCUGCAACUGCAGCCUUCCCAGCUGCAGCUGCAAGCCACACUGCGGCCACUGCCGACCGCAGUGCAGCAGCUGCUGUUCCAGCGACUGCAGCUACGCCGAUUGCCCGUGCUCGUGCCCCCGGUGCUGCAGCUGCCCCGGUUGCUCCUGUGCGGGAUGCCCAGCUGGCUGCCUCGGCGCCCUCAACCAGUGCUUGAGCUGCCGGCCUUCCUUCUGCAAGUGCCAGUCGUCGUGCUGCGACGGGGAGCCUUCCUGCCGCUGCACCGGCAGGGGAGUGUGCUGCCACGGGUCAUGCCUCGGUGCCCCGGCGCCGUCGUGCCCCGAGUGCUCCUGCGGCUGCGUGUGCUCCUGCCCGAGGUGCAAAGGAGGGUGCCGGUGCCCGCCGUGCGGCAACCCCUGCUGUGCCGGUGGAUGCUUAUGCUAAACUAGAUUAUUAUUAGGCGGAUUGACGUACCUAUGCCGCAUCUAUUUUUUUAGCACAGAGCAUGACAAAAGAAC